Pleuronectes platessa (European plaice) is the source of this 1426-nucleotide messenger RNA. RefSeq names its product transmembrane protein 82. The coding region runs from base 102 to 1142 and encodes 346 amino acids. The transcript is spliced from 6 exons. NCBI's taxonomy places the organism in Eukaryota, Metazoa, Chordata, Actinopteri, Pleuronectiformes, Pleuronectidae. The record is from RefSeq and is a predicted model, not a curated record.
UUGACUGACAGGAAUUUAGAACCAACUGACUUGUUGGUCUUUGCUGAAAAGAUUGUAGUAGCAUGUGUGAGACAUCAUAGUGUGUUUUGUGUAAAACAAACAUGUUUCUCCCCUUCUCCUGGAUCUUGCGGACUUCUGAAUGGAUGCUUUUUGAUUCAAACCCCCCAAUUGACUGUUUUCUUCAAGGUCUUGUGGGUGCAUGUGCAAUAUCAGUGCUGGGCAGUCUGAUGAGAGUUUACUAUUUCCUUCAAACAUGCAGUGAUUCGGAAACUGAAGGUAAGCAGAGGUCAUCCUCACCCAUCAAUCCUCUGAGAGGGAACUGGAGAACAGCCCUCCAGUUCUGGUCCCUGACGCUCGUCCUGUCUCUGGUGGGCUCCAGGGUCUCCUCUCUCAUAGUGCUGGAGUUUUCUCUCAGAGCGGUUUCCUCUUCGGCAUCAGCAGGACUGGAUGCCCAUGGCCGAGGCCUGCACCUCCUCCUGCUCCAGUGCCAGUUUUCCCUUGGUUGCUGCUUCACCUGUGCUCUGGUCUUCCUCCAUCAGGGGGCUCCACACAGCUCCCUCAACUUGUUCCUGGCAGCUGCGAUCAGCUGGGCACUGGCAAGUGGCAGCCACAGGCUGUGGAGCCAUGUGGCCAGACACUACCCGCUGCAUAGCACAGAGCCUCACUGUGGGAUAUGCAUCACCCUCCUGACCUCAGGACACACCAUACUGACCUCACUGCAGAGAGCCGCUGUCUUGGCUUUUGCUUUUGCAGCUGUGGCUUCCUUCGCCACAGUAUAUGACCACUUCCUGUCCCAGACGGAUGCUCUGAAGUUUUGGACUCCACUGACACUCUGCUAUACCAUGUUGCUUAUCUACAUUCAAGCUGAUCAGAAUCGGCAGACGGGAGCGGUGGCUCUCUGGCACACGGCCGUGCUGCGACUGGGAGCUUUACUGGUGCUCAUGCUGACAGUGGGCGACUGGUCUGACGUCCUGCAUAUUCUCAUCUCUUUCCUGGGAGAAGCAUCCUGUCUGCUGCCCUCUCAGGACCUGCUGCAGGCCGCGUCAAGGGAAGAAGAGGAAACAAGCCCGAGAAAACAAGAGCAAAUCUCUUUUCACAAAACAUUUGAAGUCAAAAGGAAACCAUCCUCAGACGACAGCUGAUGGCGUCCCUGAGAUCUACCUCAUCACUACCUCAAAUAAUACAUCUAUAUUUUACUUUACUUAAUGCAAUUAUUACUGUUACCUCUCUUAAACUGUACUCCAAAUCACUGCUGCUGUUUUGGUUCUUGUAUCAUAACCAAUAGUGUUAUCAGAAGAUUUGAAUCAAUCAGAAAUACUUAAUUGAUAACUGCCCUUAUGGGAAAUUGGGAAAUAGAAAACAUUAAUUCAACGUCAGGUAUGAAACAGUGGAUAAAAUGAAGCAAUAGAACAAAAAUGUUUGUUUA